Polistes canadensis is the source of this 3527-nucleotide messenger RNA. RefSeq lists its product as uncharacterized. Gene Ontology annotation, cellular component: succinate-CoA ligase complex; mitochondrion. The record is from RefSeq and is a predicted model, not a curated record. Gene Ontology annotation, biological process: tricarboxylic acid cycle; succinyl-CoA metabolic process. The transcript has 13 exons. The coding region runs from base 16 to 2661 and encodes 881 amino acids. Gene Ontology annotation, molecular function: ATP binding; succinate-CoA ligase (ADP-forming) activity; metal ion binding. Lineage: Eukaryota; Metazoa; Arthropoda; Insecta; Hymenoptera; Vespidae.
UAAUAAUUGAUAAUCAUGUCACUACCGUCGUCAUCACCAUUAUUAUUAAUAAGACGGCAAAUUUUUAAUUUCUGCAAUCAGCUUCUAAGAAGAAAGCAGCCAAUAAUAAAAGAACAAUUAAGAUAUUUGAAUCUUCAUGAAAAUAUUGCAUACAGUCUCCUAAAACAAGCUGGAAUUCCAACGCCACCAUUUGGAGUGGCUAGAUCACCUGAUGAAGCUGCUAAAAUAGCUGCUGAUUUAAAAUCUGAUGAUUUGGUAGUAAAAGCGCAAGUACUUACUGGUGGUAGAGGGAAAGGUCGUUUUCAAAAUACUACUAUCGGUGGUGUUGUUAUGUGUGAAUCUGUAGAACAAGUAAAACAGGUAUCAGAAAAAAUGAUUGGAAAUUUAUUGAUUACUAAACAAACGGGAGUUGCUGGAAGAAUUUGUAAUUCAGUUAUGGUGACGACACGCAUGUUUUCACGAAAAGAAUAUUAUCUUUCGAUGAUGUUAGAGCGUACUUUUGAUGGAGCUGUUGUGAUAGCAUCUAGUCGAGGUGGAGUAAAUAUUGAAGAAGUUGCUGCCGCUGAUCCAGAAGCUGUUCUUUAUAUACCAAUUAAUAUGAAUAAAGGCAUAACGAAUGAUCUGAUAGAAUGUAUUGUUCAGAAAUUAGGUCUUAAAGGACAAGGCAAAGAUGUGGUGUCGAAUAUUGUUUGUAAUCUUUAUGAAUUAUUUGUAGAAACAGAUGCUCUGUUAAUUGAAAUUAAUCCGCUUACAGAAGAUAUUUGUGGUCAAUAUUAUGCUUUAGAUUGUAAAUGUAAUUUUGAUGAUAGUUCACAAUUUAGACAGAAAAAAUUAUUUGACUUGGAAGAUCAAUCUCAAAAAAAUGCUAAUGAAAUACGUGCACAAAAAUUUCACUUAAAUUAUAUUCAAUUAGAUGGGACUAUCGGUUGUAUGGUAAAUGGUGCGGGUUUAGCAAUGGCAACAAUGGAUCUUAUAUCUUAUCAUGGUGGUAGUCCCGCUAAUUUCCUAGAUGUUGGUGGCUCCGCUUCGAAAGAGGCUAUUACAGAAGCAUUUAGAAUAAUAACUGCGGAUCCAAAAGUUCUGGCCAUUUUUGUUAAUAUAUUUGGUGGCAUUGUGAAAUGUGAUAUUAUUGCGGAAGGAAUCAUUGCAGCUAUUAAAGAAUUGCAAACAAAAGUUCCAAUAAUUGUCAGGUUAGAGAUCAUUAUACAUACAUAUAGAUUUACGUCACCGUUGAGAAGGAAAACGUCAAGAAAGGCGGGGACACGAUGGCGAAGCCAGCAUUUGGUGGCAGUCUAUUGCCAACACUUAACCAAGAUGGCUACAAUGUUGUCUCGGACGAUCUCACUCGCGGAGUGUCUUACCCGUUUAAACGGUUCCAAGAUCUUAGCCUGCAAAAGUAACUUAAAGCAAACAGUAAGAAAUCUAAAUGUACAUGAACAUAUUAGUUAUAGUUUACUUAAUGAAGCUGGUGUACCCACUCCUAAAUUUGGCGUUGCAAAAACGCCAGAUGAAGCAGCUAAACUUGCCGCCGACUUGAAAACGAAGGAUAUUGUAUUAAAAGCUCAAGUACUUGCAGGAGGUAGAGGAAAAGGUCAUUUUAAAGAUUCCAGUAUUAGUGGUGUAAAGAUGUGCGAAACACCAGAAGAAGCAAAAGCACUGGCGAGUCAAAUGUUAGGUAAAUUACUAAUUACAAAACAAACUGGUGAAGCAGGUAGAAUUUGUAAUGCGGUCAUGGUAACACAACGCAUGUUUCCACGUAAAGAAUAUUACUUAGCAGUAAUGAUGGAACGUGCCUUCGGUGGCCCAGUAAUAAUUGCAUCAAGCCAAGGUGGAGUAAAUAUUGAGGAAGUAGCUGCGACAAAUCCUGGUGCUAUAAUGUAUGAACCUGUCGAUGUUAACAAGGGUAUAACUAAAGAACAGGCAGAACGUAUUGUCAAAAAACUUGGUCUUGAUAAUGUAAAAGAUUAUAUUUCCAAAAUUAUCAUGAAUCUUUAUGAAAUGUUCCUUAAGAAGGAUGCACUUCUUUUAGAAGUAAAUCCUCUAGCUGAAGAUAUUAAUGGAAAUUAUUUUGCAUUAGAUUGCAAAUGCAGAUUCGAUGAUAAUGCUGAGUUUAGACAAAAAUCAUUGUUUGGAUUGAGAGAUUGGACUCAGGAAGAUACUAAAGAAGUAGAAGCAGCUAAAUAUGACCUGAAUUAUAUUGCGCUUGAUGGAAAUAUUGGUUGUAUGGUUAAUGGAGCUGGUUUAGCUAUGGCUACUAUGGAUAUUAUUAAAUUACAUGGAGGUGAACCGGCCAAUUUUCUUGACGUUGGUGGUGGCGCAACUACCAGUGCCGUAAAAGAGGCAUUUAAAAUCAUCACUUCUGAUCCUAAAGUACAUGCUCUUUUAGUUAAUAUCUUUGGUGGUAUUAUGAGAUGCGAUGUUAUCGCAGAGGGUAUCAUAGCUGCAACCAAGGAACUUAGUCUUAAAAUUCCUGUAGUUGUGCGAUUACAGGGAACUAACGUUGAUGAGGCUAAAGCUUUGAUUGCAAAUGCUGGAUUAAAAAUCGUUCCAAUCGAUGACCUCGAUGAAGCUGCUCGUGUCGCAGUAAAAUUAUCAACUAUUGUUAAACUAGCACAGUCCGAAAAUCUUAGUGUCAAUUUUGAGAUACCUGCUAUUUCAUAAUUUUAGUAAUGAAUAUAAAAUUUAUAUAUCAGCUAAAUUAAUACUGAUAUUUGUUUAAAUAUUGUCAAAUGGUUGCAAAAAACGUUUGAAAGUAAUAUCUGUAGUAAUAACUUCUCUUAUAACUUCUCUUAUAACUUUGAUUAUAUUAUUAUUAUUAUUUAAGAAAUGAAAUUUUAAGGAAAUUACAUUAAAUCAAUUUAAUAAGAGUAAUUAAUUUGAUAUAAACAAAAUCAUUUUGGGGCAAUUCUUUAAAAAAGAAAAGAAAACUGAUUAUUUUCGAUAAAGUUUUAGUUAAAUGACGUGUUCUAUUUCAAUAGACUGGGCGAAUCUUUAUCUUUUCUUUUUAAAGACAGGCACAAAUUCUCUAAUAGAUUAACAUAUGAAGCUAAGUAUGAAUAUAAUUUAUUGUUUACCCUUUGACAGGGUUCUGUGAUUCAGUAUUAAAAGUUAAGUUAUGCGUCACACAUACACGUAGAUAUAUGAACUCACACGUGUGGUAUGUAUCCGAUUUGUUCUAUAAAAAAACGUAGCACAUGCUUAUUUAAUUGAGCGAAUAUAACAUUGAAAAAAUACUAUUUAAAACAUAUUAUUAAAAAAAAAAAAUAUAUAUAUAUAUAUAUAUAUGUAUAUAUAUACACGCAUAGCAUGUGCGUUGCAUAUAUUACACAUACGCACGUGCAAAACAUCCAUUGUACAAAUUUCUUUAUUAUUUUAUGUUAUGCUUUAUUUCAUUUAAUGGUCUAUUCAAUUGUUCUUACUAUUAAUUUCUUAUACCUUAAUUUAAUAGAAUAUAUUAAAUUUAUUUUUUUACAGCUGUUAUUAUAAAUGUUUUCAAAAUAGUACAAUUUGUCCAUUCUUCAAAGAAA